AUGGUCCGUCGACGAACUGCAUCUCCGAAGCCUUCGGGCCCGGUCCGACGUGCUUCGCCUCCACCGUCGGCCAUGCGUGCUGCUCCACCUCCUGCCCCCAUGCCCUCAAUGCCGGCUAGAACAGCCGGAGGAGUUGCCAUUGGUAGCGCUGUUGGUCACGCCGUUGGCAACAUGUUCACUGGAGGAGGAGGUUCUUCAGCCGAAGCUGCACCUGUUCAGAGCGCUCCUCAAGGAGCCCCGCAGCAACAGGCUUAUUCUCAGCCUUGCGAAUUUGAAUGGAAGCAAUUCAUUGACUGUACUCAAAAUCAAUCUGACGUAUCGCUUUGCAAUGGAUUCAACGAGGCAUUCAAGGAGUGCAAGGCUCGUUACGUCUCUAAUUAG
Haemonchus placei is the source of this 381-nucleotide messenger RNA. The record is from the annotation of a GenBank genome assembly. NCBI's taxonomy places the organism in Eukaryota, Metazoa, Nematoda, Chromadorea, Rhabditida, Trichostrongylidae.